Messenger RNA from Juglans regia (Persian walnut), 3063 nucleotides. RefSeq names its product phosphatidylinositol 4-phosphate 5-kinase 5-like. The transcript has 8 exons. The record is from RefSeq and is a predicted model, not a curated record. Gene Ontology annotation, biological process: phosphatidylinositol metabolic process. Gene Ontology annotation, molecular function: ATP binding; 1-phosphatidylinositol-4-phosphate 5-kinase activity. NCBI's taxonomy places the organism in Eukaryota, Viridiplantae, Streptophyta, Magnoliopsida, Fagales, Juglandaceae. Bases 229 to 2700 code for a protein of 823 amino acids.
UUGAUCAUCAGAAAGAGAUGACAUUGACAGAUUCAACAUUCUCCGAUCCUUCCCUAUCAAUAAUUCAUCGUUGCACGAUUCUAUUUUCAUCUGGGUCUUCAUGAUUUCCUCCAAAUAAGUACUAUCUAAUCCAAUUUCGUACAAGUUUCGAUCAAUAUAUCGCUUUGUAAAUUGUACGGCAAUGUGAAGAAACACAGAAUUUAAAGGAAAGAAGAGAAUCAUUGCACAAUGAGCAAAGAAAGCGGUGUUCUAAAGGCAUGGGAGGCCACGCUGCGCAAGACACAGGCUGCAAAAAAACGCGCCAACAGCUUCUUCAGCACGACGUCGAUAGCUCAUGCAGAAGAUGAAGACGACAGCGACAGUGAUGAAAACGACAACAAUGGGAGUCCCGGCACCGGCGAAAUAUACCAAUCAGAGAGGGUUCUCCCCAACGGUGACUACUAUACAGGCCAAUGGUCCGACAACUUUCCUCACGGACAGGGAAAGUACCUUUGGACGGACGGGUGCAUGUACGUGGGAGAGUGGUUUAGAGCCAAAAACAUGGGGAAAGGAAGGUUUAGUUGGCCUUCCGGGGCCACAUACGAGGGCGAGUUCAAGAGCGGAUAUAUGGAUGGGAUCGGCACGUAUACAGGCUCUAACGGGGAUACGUACAAGGGACAAUGGAUCAUGAAUUUGAAGCAUGGCCAUGGCGUGAAGAGCUAUGCCAAUGGAGAUUGGUACGAAGGAGAAUGGAGGAGAGGAUUACAAGAAGGAACAGGGAGAUAUCAAUGGAAGAAUGGGCAGCAUUACAUUGGAGAAUGGAAGAACGGAGAGAUUCGUGGAAAGGGUACCUUUUUUUGGACAAAUGGGAACAGGUAUGAUGGGCAUUGGGAAGAUGGUCUGCCUAAAGGGAAUGGAACUUUCAAUUGGCCAGAUGGGGGUUUUUACGUGGGGAACUGGAGCAAGGAUCCGAGUGAGCAAAAUGGGACGUAUUAUCCACCAGGAUCAUCCCCAGAAGCUAAUCUUGAAUGGGAUCCUCAAGAUGUGUACAAUGUUGAUUUGAGUGACUGCAAGAUUUGUCCAGGAGAGAAGGUUUCGAUUCUACCAUCGCAAAAGAAGCUUGCAUUGUGGAGAUCAUCCAAGUCCGGGGAAGGUGCUAAGCCUAGGAGAAUGUCAGUUGAUAAUGAUAGGGUAAGCGUUGGCGUGGAGAGGCCAUUGGACAGAACUCAAGCGUGGGAAAGUGAUGAAUCCAGUGAUAAUAAUAUUCCUCGACGUAGGAAUUCAUUGGCGAGCAGAGAUUUUGAGGAUGAUUUGGUGGGUCUGCAUAUCGAUGAUGCAAAUCCAAGGGGGAGUGCCUCUAGUGGUUUACCAAUGAAAGUACCUCGGAGAGCAAAGAGACAGGGAGAGACAAUAUGCAAGGGGCACAAGAACUAUGACCUGAUGCUAAAUUUGCAGUUGGGAAUCAGGCAUUCUGUUGGAAGACCUGCUCCAACUCAUGCAUCCCUUGAUUUGAAGGCCUCAGCUUUCGACCCCAAGGAAAAAGUAUGGACGAGAUUUCCUCCAGAAGGAUCCAAGUACACUCCACCACAUCAGUCCUGUGAAUUUAAAUGGAAGGACUACUGCCCAUUAGUGUUCAGGACCUUAAGGAAGUUGUUCAAGGUAGAUCCAGCUGAUUACAUGAUAUCGAUCUGCGGCAAUGAUGCUCUUAGGGAACUCUCCUCUCCUGGUAAAAGUGGAAGUUUCUUUUACUUGACCAACGAUGAUCGCUACAUGAUAAAGACUAUAAAAAAGGCAGAAGUAAAAGUUCUUAUAAGGAUGCUUUCAGCCUAUUAUAACCAUGUUCGAGCCUUUGAAAACACUCUUGUGACCAAAUUCUAUGGACUGCACUGUGUAAAGUUAACUGGGCCUACCCAGAAGAAGGUACGGUUCAUCAUAAUGGGAAAUCUCAUGUGUACUGAAUAUAGCAUCCAUAGACGCUUUGACUUGAAGGGAUCUUCCCUUGGCCGCACAUCAGAUAAGUCUGAGACAGAGAUUGAUGAAACCACUAUCCUUAAAGACCUUGAUCUAAACUUUAUAUUCCGACUGCAGAAGUCAUGGUUUCAAGAGUUUUGCAGGCAAAUUGAUAGGGACUGUGAGUUUCUCGAGCAGGAGAGAAUUAUGGACUAUAGUCUUUUGGUGGGUAUUCACUUCAGAGAAACAUCAGCUGCAGGUGACCUGAUUCCUUCCGGAGCCCCCACUCCCUCUGGAGCGCGGACUCCUACAGGUCUCUGGACACCUAAUUCCGGAGCCCGGACACCUUCCGGAGCACGUACUCCUACAGGAGUACGGACACCUACAGGAGCACGGACACCUACAGGUGAUUCUCUGAGUGAAGGACUUCCUCGUCUUUCAAGAGCAGACACGGAUCAGCUUUUUCUAGACCCAUCCAGGUGGGCCAGUAUUAAACUUGGUUUGAACAUGCCUGCAAGGGUGGAAAAAACUGUGAGACGAACUGAUCAUUAUGAAUUCCAGAUCAGUGGAGAACCAACGGGGGAGUAUUAUGAGGUUAUUAUGUUUUUCGGAAUAAUUGACAUUCUUCAAGACUACGACAUCAGCAAGAAGAUUGAACAUGCAUACAAGUCCAUCCAAUACGACCCUACCUCUAUAUCUGCUGUUGAUCCAAGGCAAUAUUCAAGGCGCUUUCGAGAAUUCAUAUUUAACAUCUUUGCAGAAGACAGUUGAAAGAAAUCAAGUAGUUAGUGCUUGCAUUUUGGGCCAUCAUACAUAUAUAUAAUAUACCCCAAGAUCGAAGUCUGCGUUUCACAUCACUAAUCUUCGAGUAUCUUGGGUUCGGACGUUGCAGCCGCGUCUUCUCCCAGCUGUAUGACGGUGGCCAUGCAUGCAUAUACUUUCACCUUGUACGUGUAUGGCCAUCUGUGGCUUUCAGGGCUUAGUUCCACGCCUUCUACAUAGUUUUGUUUGCUUCUUUUGUACGUCCAUUUUUUAUAUUCUUUCCUCCGCUUUAUAUACAUGAUCGAUAUAUAUAUAUAUAUAUAAUAUGAUUUGGGAAAUUAUAGAAAUGCUAUAAGCAGGAGCACUUGAAGU